UGGGCGGCAGCGGGCCCGAGCGCCCCGGGGCGCGGCCCGACGGCAUGAAGGACCUGGACGCCAUCAAGCUCUUCGUGGGCCAGAUCCCGCGCCACCUGCACGAACAGGACCUCAAGCCUCUCUUUGAGCAGUUCGGCCGCAUCUACGAGCUGACGGUGCUCAAGGACCCGCACACGGGCGUGCACAAAGGCUGUGCCUUCCUCACGUACUGCGCCAGGGACUCGGCCAUCAAAGCUCAGACGGCCUUGCACGAGCAGAAGACGCUGCCGGGGAUGGCGAGACCGAUCCAGGUGAAGCCAGCGGACAGUGAGAGUCGCGGAGGUAGGGACCGGAAGCUGUUCGUGGGCAUGCUCAACAAGCAGCAGUCCGAGGAAGACGUGCUCAGGCUCUUCCAGCCCUUCGGUGUCAUCGAUGAGUGCACAGUGCUGCGGGGACCCGACGGCAGCAGCAAAGGCUGUGCCUUCGUGAAGUUUUCUUCGCACACAGAGGCCCAGGCGGCCAUCCAUGCCUUGCACGGCAGCCAGACCAUGCCGGGAGCCUCGUCCAGCCUGGUGGUCAAGUUCGCUGACACGGAUAAAGAGCGGACCCUGCGGCGUAUGCAGCAGAUGGUCGGCCAGCUGGGCAUCCUGACGCCAUCCCUCACCCUCCCCUUCAGCCCCUACAGUGCCUACGCCCAGGCUCUCAUGCAGCAGCAGACAACUGUGUUGUCCACCUCCGGCAGCUACCUGAGCCCCGGCGUGGCCUUCCCUCCCUGCCACAUCCAGCAGAUCGGCGCCGUCAGCCUUAAUGGCCUGCCUGCCACACCCAUCGCCCCCACCUCUGGGCUACACUCGCCCCCACUGCUCGGCACUGCCGCUGUUCCUGGCCUGGUGGCGCCUAUCCCCAAUGGCUUCCCAGGCGUCCUGCCCUUCCCUGCCAGCCACCCCACCCUGGAGACCGUGUAUGCCAAUGGCCUUGUGCCCUACCCAGCUCAGAGCCCCACUGUGGCAGAGACCCUCCAUCCUGCCUUCUCUGGAGUCCAGCAGUACACAGCCAUGUACCCCACCGCGGCCAUCGCGCCCGUGGCGCCCAGCGUCCCGCAGCCUCCGCACCUCCUGCAGCAGCAGCGGGAAGGUCCCGAAGGCUGUAACCUGUUUAUCUACCACCUCCCCCAGGAGUUUGGAGACACGGAGCUGACCCAGAUGUUCCUCCCCUUCGGCAAUAUCAUCUCCUCCAAGGUGUUUAUGGAUCGGGCUACCAACCAGAGCAAGUGUUUCGGAUUCGUGAGCUUUGACCACCCGGCCAGCGCGCAGGCGGCCAUCCAGGCCAUGAACGGCUUUCAGAUUGGUAUGAAGAGGCUGAAGGUGCAGCUGAAGAGACCCAAAGACCCGGGACACCCAUACUGACCACGCCCACAGCCCCUCCGCGCUGUGGGUCUGGCCCCAGGUGAGCCGCCAGGCGGCCCUGUGCCCUGCCCAGCCCUGGUGUCUUCUAACCCUCCCAUCCCAAGCUCACUCUCCAGGUCCUGGGGGCGGGGGUGACUCGCCAAGAGGCCAGCUGGGGACAAGCCCCUCCCCAUCACCUGGUGGUUUGGGUGGCACAGAGAGAGGGUGGGCCCCGGGUGGGAAAUGGAGAGACCUAGGAGCGCCCACCAAGGGGGCGGAGAAAGUUCUGAAGGAUGAAUAGUUGGCUCCCGUGGGGUUUGUGGUCUGGGGUGUAGGGUGUGACGGGAUGGGCGGGGCUUCCGUUCCGUCCCGUGAAGCUGUUCCCGGAGCUGAGACGCCCUAAAACCAGAGAGAGGUCGCGCAGCUCACACCUCAGACCUGGGUCCCCGCAGCUGAAUGCCCAGUUAAGCUUUGCCCAGGACUGAAGCAGACUUCCGGUCCGCCCCCUCCGUCCCCACCAGCUCCCGUGGACCCCAAGAGUUCUGUCCGGUGGGUUCACGAAACCCAGAGUGUGUGCCACUCACGGCCUGGGAGAACAAACAUCAAAAAGCCAAAUACCCCAAACAAACGAGCAAACAAAAAACCCAAAGUCAAAUGUCCCCAUCAGCAUUCUCAGCACUUUCUUUGGGACUGACCUGACUUUAAAAGGUGGAACCAACUGCACAGUGGCCUCGUGGGAGGCAGCUGCUCAGCCACCCAGCAGCCGCCACCAGAGCACCCAGGAACACUUAGGAUUUUCCUCUUUUUCUUACCCCCCCCCCCCCCCCCGCCCAGGGUCUGUCUGGCGGGGGGUCAGCAGUCUAGUGCUUCAGUGUUUUGGUCUGUUAUCUAGGUCUUUUGGCUUUCUUUAUUUUGGUUUCGAUUAGGAAACCUGUUGUCAAUCAGGAAGAACUUCCCCCCUCCGCCCCCCCCUCCCGGGACAUCUGCCCACGUCUUCACUUUUAACCCAGCGUCCCUGGGCUUGGGAGGGAGAUUCCCUGUCAGGAGCGAGCGCGGCCCGGCCUGGUGACUGUCAGAACUGUUGUUUCUCCUGAACGCUGGGCUUUUGUUGCUCGGACAGAGGCGGAGUGGGGCCCCGCUGUCCUCCCCGCCUCCCCUCCUGCUCCCCAGUGCCCCUCAUCCUCCCCAGGACUUUUCUGUACAUUACAGCCAAGUUUGGACACCAGCCCUCCCCGCGCCCCCCUCCCCCCACCCGUCUGCCACGCACGGCCCCCCAAAAAUCCCGAAGCGAAGCCGCCAGGAGCCACUCGAGGUACCGAAGGCUCCGUGGCUUGUCGCGGGGCCGGGGGACAGGAGUCUGCGCCCGGGUCUGAGGGGUCCAUACACUGCCAAUCGACACCCGCCCCUCGGCCUGGGGACACCCCCCCCCGCCUGGGGCUCUCCAGGUCAGCCAGCCCCCCUCAGCCAGCCCCCUCCCCGCUGCGCUCCCCGUAGCCGCGCGUCGAAGUGCGCCAGUCAUAGACUAUAUAUUUUUGGAGUAUGAACCACAGGGGCCAAACUCCCCGUCCCGGGCGGUGGCUCUGCGCCGGCCAGUCAGCGGGGACCAAGGACAGACAGGCUGAGGCCGGCCGGACGCCGCCCCCGCCGGACGCCACCCCGGGACCCCACCAACACCAUAUACCUCCAGUUCUGGGGUCUCCACGGCUGCCGCCCCCGCCCCCCUCCCGGUCUCAUAGCCUUACGUGGGUGACCAGGUGUCUUUAGCUUCCGGCCGGGGAAGCCUCCUGCCCCCCAGCCCCCCGCCCCGCCCCGCCCCCCUCUGAUCACCAGCCGUGAACUGAAGGUCUCGAACCUGAGGUCGCCCUGAGUCGGACCCGGUCGCUUGACACCGCGCACUCCGCACUCUUAACUUCCUCUCUCUCUCUCUCUCUCUCUCUCUCUCUCUCUCUCUCUCUCUCUCUCUCGUAUUUAUUUCCUUACUCACUCGGUGGUCUCUCUCUGAGCGAGCGCGAACGAGACCACGGAGCAGGGCGUGGAGGGGUGCAGGGGGGGGGGUCGGGAGGUCCUGGUGGGGGGCCGCCCUGCGCGCCGUCCGCCCCGCACCCACCGCAAAGCACACAGGCGUUAGUUCGGACGUCACGCGGGGGCGGGGGAGGGGCGGCCCGGGUCCCCCCGUCCCUUCCGACGUGUCCAAAAGCAGAACAAAAAGACAAAAAAAAAAAAAAAAAAAAAAAAAAAAAAAGGCAAAAAAAAUUUUUUUUCUUUUUUUUUUUUUUUUUGUUUCUACCAAAAUGUUUGUCGACUGACCCGAGUCAAAGGAGAAAAACAAAAAACAAAACACCCCCUCCCCCCCCCCGCCCCUCGUCCCGCGUUCCCGGCUCGGCGACCCCGCGCCCGACCUUCCCCGGUGAGGCUGUGUUCCGUCCGCGUGCGCGAGCGCGCGUGCCCGGGCGCGGGCCCCGCCGCGUGCGCGCCGCCGUGCGCGCCGUCUAGUUCAUGUUUACGAGCUGUAAAUACCAUUUUUAUACUCCACGCGAGAGACCCUAUGUGAUUUGUACGACCGGCUUUAUUUCUGCUACGGCCCAUUUCGGGACGCCCCGGGCGGAGGCGGGGGGGGGGCCGGGG
Molecule: messenger RNA, 3989 nt
Organism: Psammomys obesus (fat sand rat)
Lineage: Eukaryota; Metazoa; Chordata; Mammalia; Rodentia; Muridae
Gene: Celf5
Product: CUGBP Elav-like family member 5
Exons: 12
Coding region: 45-1385 (446 amino acids)
Biological process (GO): mRNA splice site recognition; regulation of alternative mRNA splicing, via spliceosome
Cellular component (GO): nucleus; cytoplasm; ribonucleoprotein complex
Molecular function (GO): mRNA binding
Source: RefSeq, a predicted model, not a curated record